AUGUCAACAUCCUCCGCCGUGAGGCACAUGUCCACACAAAUACGCGGCCCCGCGAUCCCGCGUGUCAACAUCCUCAAGAACACCGGUGUUUACGAAGACAUCAACCUCUCCCGCCGCCCCGAACACUUCACGAACAACAGAAACCGCGUCAGGGGACCUCAUUCAGUCGACGGCAGAGUCUCACCAAACACCCACUCCCUCGCCGACAGCAGGCUACCCGAAAACUACAACCCCGACGCAUCCUGUAUCAAGAUCUUCCCCCUCGACACCAAGACACUCCCCCGGGAUCUCCUCAACCUCCAACCAGAUCUCAAAGACUCGAUCGUUGAGGUCAAACAACGACGCGUGACGAGGCAACUCGUGUCAAAUGGUGGAUUCUACAUCAAAUUCAAAUCCGCGCUCGCGGCCCGGGAAUGGUACAAAUCCUGCCCCGAAACCGCGAUCCCGAAUGCGUAUUCGAAGGGGAAGGCGACUAUCCGCCUCGUCGAAGACCGAACAAUGGAAGCGCAGAUCACUCCCGGCGAGGAGAAGGCUUACCCAUCAGGAACUUCAGUCAUCAUGCGUGGCUUCCCAGAGGGGACAUUGGCGUCUAUCGCCAAAGAACUGCAAAGGUUGGAAUUUGAAUGUAACUUGGGGGCGCGUGAUUUCUGGGGACUCAAGGGUGGGAAGGUCACCUAUUUGGUUCAUGUGAAGACGGAGGAGGAGGCGUGGAGGUUGGUUAGGACGUUUGAUCAGACGUAUUGGAUGGAAAAGAAGUAUGGACGGCAGGGGUUGUUGACUUGUGAGGUCGUAUACUAA
Molecule: messenger RNA, 798 nt
Organism: Saitoella complicata NRRL Y-17804
Lineage: Eukaryota; Fungi; Ascomycota; Saitoellomycetes; Saitoellales; Saitoellaceae
Exons: 1
Coding region: 1-798 (265 amino acids)
Source: RefSeq, a predicted model, not a curated record